Lathyrus sativus (Indian pea) is the source of this 321-nucleotide messenger RNA. The record is from the annotation of a GenBank genome assembly. NCBI's taxonomy places the organism in Eukaryota, Viridiplantae, Streptophyta, Magnoliopsida, Fabales, Fabaceae.
AUGUCUGGUAACUUAUGGGAUUACUACAGCUCAAACACUACGGAUCAAUCAAAAAUACAUGACAACAACUUCCUUGAUGUCCUAAGCCCUGAGUUUCUUAGUUCAUUGAAAACAUAUGGGUUGCCUAACCAUCACAUUAAGUUAAAUAUUGGAACACCAAUUAUGCUUAUGAUGGACAUCGAUCAAUCUGAAGGUUUGUGUAAUGGCACAAGGCUAAUCGUAACAAAGAUGGGCAAUCAUGUUAUUGAAGCAGCAAUCAUGGCUGGAAAAGUAAAUGGAAAGUUGAUUUACAUUCCCCGAAUGGACAUGUCCCCUUCGUAA